ACAUUGUCGACUUCCUGUAGCUGGAGCCACUAGCUGAGUUCCUCAUUCAGGGCUCGGUGGAGCUUGGCACCGGGGUGGUGGUGACAGCGCUGAGGGGCCCCUCGGUGCCCCUAUUAUGGCAUCUGCUCCCAUGAUCGUCUUCCUUGAGACCACCUACUCCAAACCCUCCAUCUCCCUGCACCCCAGCAGGGAGGUGACCCCGGGGGAAGCCGUGACCGUCCGGUGUCAGGCUCAAUACCAGAACAUGAGGUUCCUUCUGUACAAAGAUGGAAACCCGACUGCAGUGCAAGAGGUGGAGCCGGCUGGGAACAUGGCUGAGUUUCCCAUUCGCAAUGUGAGCCGCAGAGACGCAGGGAGCUACCGCUGCCGAUAUAGCAACAAAACGGACCCGCCUGCCUCUUCGCAUCCCAGUGACCCUGUGGAGCUGGUGGUAGCAGGGAGAACUGACCCAACUCCGCUGGGAAUGAUGACAGCUUCCACCCAACCAAGCAGCGCGGGGCCAGGUCCUGUAACCUAUAGGAUUAGCCUGCUUGCUUGCAUAUAUGUAUCUUUUCUUAUAGUUUAAGUACUAUAUAUACUCGUUCAUAAGCCG
Terrapene triunguis (Three-toed box turtle) is the source of this 592-nucleotide messenger RNA. Its product is annotated as platelet glycoprotein VI-like. The transcript has 3 exons. The record is from RefSeq and is a predicted model, not a curated record. Bases 116 to 565 code for a protein of 149 amino acids. NCBI's taxonomy places the organism in Eukaryota, Metazoa, Chordata, Testudines, Emydidae.